Molecule: messenger RNA, 1287 nt
Organism: Triticum dicoccoides
Lineage: Eukaryota; Viridiplantae; Streptophyta; Magnoliopsida; Poales; Poaceae
Exons: 1
Coding region: 1-1287 (428 amino acids)
Source: RefSeq, a predicted model, not a curated record
AUGUCCUUAGUUGCCAGCAGCAGCAGCAAACGUCGCCGGCGCCUCUCUGUACAUCACGGCGUCUCCCCUGGCGCCGGCACGGCGGCGCUCUCCUCCCCCUGGGCGUCGAUGAACCAAGACUUGAUCCGCCUGAUCGCCUGGCAGGUGCUGGCCGGCGACCUGCUGGACUACGUCCGCUUCCGCGCGGUCUGCCGCCACUGGCGCUCCACCACCGACAGCCCACGCGGCUGCGGCAUCGUCGACCCACGGUUUCACCCACGCCACUGGAUGAUGUUCCCGGAGGGCCACGGCCUGCACCCAUCCCACACCAAGCUCCACGGCUACAUCCGCUUCCUCAACCUCGACACGGGGAGGUUCGUCCGCGCCACGCUCCCGGUCUUCAACGACCACUGCGUCCUCGACUCGGUGGACGGCCUGCUGGUCAUGCACAGGGACGAGGACACGACCAUCCGCAUCCUCCACCCUUUCACCGGCGACGUCGUGGACCUCCCGCGGCUCGCGACCCUUGCGCCGCACAUUGACCUAGGCCUGCCCGGGGCCUUUCUCCCUGCGCAGAGGUGCUACUACCUAAGAGGAGUGUGCGCUUCCGUCAGCGUCAGCGCCGCAGGAGUCGUCGCCGUCUUGCUCGCGCUGCAUCGGAUGGGCCGCGUCGCCUUCGCCACCUCCCGGGAUCAGCAAUGGCACAUGUCAACCUGGACAUUUAGUUACAACACACCCUUAUCGUUUCAAGGCAAACUAUACAUGGCGGGAAUGAGCUUCGAUCCCAAAGAGAACUCGGAAAUAUUCCAACUUGAUCCCCCACCACAGGACCAUCAUCAUGUGGAUGUGGUGGGCUCAGCUGGUUCCUCCUCAUUGACACUGCCACCACCCAAGUUGGUUGCCACAAUUCCAACCGACAAUCUCGCCCGUCCCAUCCACCUAGUAGAGUGCGACUCGCGGAUCCUUGUGACCGGCUACACCGAUAGAUCCUGGUCGCAUAUGAUCAUCCAUAGGCUUGCGGAUCUAUUUACAUUGGAAAACCCAAUUCCGGUAACAAGCAUUGGGGACAAGGCUUUGUUCCUUAACAAUGUGAGGAGCAUGUCUGUUUCCUCCAAUGGGGCAUUGCCCACUGUUGUCGGCAACACCAUUGUUCAGGCCAGCCUGGCAAAUGGGUCACUUACCGAGUACAAUCUUAGUACCGACGCUUGGUCACGGCCUAUGGAUGGUUGCAUCCUGCGCGGCCCCGUAUUCGGCCCAUGUUGCCUCAUCUACCAUAUCUACACCUGUUGCAUUCGUGAAUACUGGUGA